Molecule: messenger RNA, 525 nt
Organism: Morus notabilis
Lineage: Eukaryota; Viridiplantae; Streptophyta; Magnoliopsida; Rosales; Moraceae
Product: 4-hydroxybenzoate polyprenyltransferase, mitochondrial-like
Exons: 1
Biological process (GO): ubiquinone biosynthetic process
Cellular component (GO): mitochondrial inner membrane
Molecular function (GO): transferase activity, transferring alkyl or aryl (other than methyl) groups
Source: RefSeq, a predicted model, not a curated record
UUCCGGGGAGCAGCUGAAUGAGUUCGGAAUGCCUUGCUUCUGAAAACUCGUAUAAAAUACCAAAGUUUUAAAUGUUCGCCAGAUUCCUAUGCAGACCCAUUAAAAACAUGCAUUCCAAUUCAAAAUGACGUUGUUUUUGCUCUCUCGUGCCUUCCGAACCCGUAGGUUUUUGAAUCCCUCUUCCUCCUCAAUCUCUUCUUCCUUUCAUUACGCUCCAAACCCUAACCCUAGCCCUCUCCACAUUUCUCCUCCUAUUCCGGUUUUCCUAUGGCCUAAGCAAUUCUACUACGGUCGCCGGAAAUUGAUCGUCGAAUUUGGCGCCGUUUCCGUCCGCCACAUUUCGACAUCGUCGUCGUCUUCUACGCCGGUGAAGAACGACGAGAAUGGCGGCGGUGGCGGCGAGGUGAAAGUGAAUGAUGUGUCGUGGAUAAACUUGUAUUUGCCGAAGCAUAUUCAGCCGUACGCUCGGCUUGCUCGCCUUGACAAGCCUAUCGGAACCUGGUUGCUCGCUUGGCCUUGUAUGUG